AGAUGUGGACUCGAGUCAUGUGACUUGGACUCGAGUCAGACUCGAGUCAUGAAUUUGAUGACUUCAGACUCGACUUGGACUUGCAUAACAAUGACUUUGUCCCACCUCUGAGGUGUGGACUCGAGUCAUGUGACUUGGACUCGAGUCAGACUCGAGUCAUGAAUUUGAUGACUUCAGACUCGACUUGGACUUGCAUAACAAUGACUUUGUCCCACCUCUGAGAUGUGGACUCGAGUCAUGUGACUUGGACUCGAGUCAGACUCGAGUCAUGAAUUUGAUGACUUCAGACUCGACUUGGACUUGCAUAACAAUGACUUUGUCCCACCUCUGGAGCGCGGUGUCGCAGCACGGCGCCACUGCUGGGGUGGACUGAAUGCUCAGCGGCUUCGUCUCGUGUGGCGGGGGGUGGGUGGUGCCUUCGCUCGCUCCGCUCUGCCCCGCGAUGAAUAACCGCGGCGAUGCAGCCAAUGGCUCUUUGCGCCCGCAAACCCCGACCCGCCCACCAACCCACCCCGCCACCUCCACGGAGACUGUCACACGCCACGAGUUUCGCAUCACCACGCCCGCGUGAUGAAGUCCACUUGCCGCUUUUGAUGAUGAUGAUGAUGAUGCGUUUGUCGUUGUGGCAGCAAUCGUCCCCUCCACCUGCUCCCGUCGACUUUAAAAUGCGGCAGGCCCCUCCGAGGCACGCCACAGAGCAACCUGAACGCGACUCAGCGCCGACCUCACGCGUUCUGCGAGGUGGUUAAACACGCCGAGGGUUUACAUUUCAACUCGGUAACAUAGCACAAGCUCACCGUGUGUAUUUGUUCACACACUCGUGUGUGUGAAUAACGGACAAUACACCUUACUGCUCGAAGCCUCAAGAUACAUUUAAAGCGUAUAACUUAAUCAUUUUAGUCCACCACGCACCGUCAUUAAAAGACACAUCGAUUAACUCGCGGUGACAGCUGAGUGACACCCGACUCAUCGGCGUGAAAGGUACCGGGAGCCACAGGCGUUUUGUCGAGGAAUUCCAACAUCGGGUCGGCUUGAGCCGUGCACAGAUAAUGCGAGCUCAGAACCUCGGCGCGGACACAGCAACGCCGACUCCAUCCGCGCGCCGCCUCGCGCUCCGAGCCCGCAGCGCGGAGCUCGCAGCGAGGAAGAGACCGAGCGCGCGUGCCCGACGUUUCGCGGCAGCACCAACCGCGGCACCGCCGCCCCCCGUGCCGACGGCGAGGUCGUCGCACCCGAGGGCGAACGCGAGGCGAGCCGCCCAGGGGCUGCUCAGAUUGGCGGCCCUGGCGCGGUUCUCAGAAAGCGUUUCCGAGAAUUCUCUCCGUGAUCCGCCCAGCUUCGAGAUGACCCACACGAGUCGCAAGGCACCACCCCACGCACACGACGCGCACGGGCUGGAGGCUGCCGCUGCUGCUCUUGCUGCUGCUGCUGCUGGUGAUGAUGAUGGUGGUGAUGCAGGUGCCAGCCCUUUUGCCGGAGCUAACGGCGGCGGUGACGAUGACGAAGGUGGCAGCGCAGACGCAGGACGCGCCGGCUCGGGCGCAGUCGAGGACUUGUGGUCGGGUCUUGCGGAGAUCGGAGCGCUGCCCUACCACUGGCAGAUGCGGAGGCCGGGCGCGGCUUGGGAGAGCAUCCCGGCUCGCGCGCAGGAGCUCCUCGAGCGAGUUUUCUGCAACCCCGAAAACGACUCAGCGCAGCUGCGCACCGAGAAUGGGAUUCUGCCUCUGGACUUCGCCACCAUGGAGGCGAGGAAUCCUUCUGGAGACAAAUUGCUCGCCCGGCGCCUUGAGAGCUCGCGUUUCAGGCCCUACCCCUGCCGUUUCUACCGCAGGGACCAGAACCGCUGGCUCCGGCUCGACGAGACGUCUACCAGCAUCGUCACCAGUUCCGUGGCAGCUGGAAUCUUCAACCUGGGCCAGUGGCCCCUGAUGAGGAUGCGCCCGGAGUUCGUGUCGUCCCUGGCGGUGACGCAGCAUUGCGACGCCCCCUCCGCUGGCGCCGCACCGCCGUAUCCCGGCUGGCCGGACGCUGCCGGAUGCUCGCAGCCCUCGACCUGGGUGCCCAUGGAUCCCGGCGCGGACUUCGUGCGCGUGACCCUGGAGCCGGCCGAGCGGGCGUACCGGGCCGCGUACCGCCUCUUCCACCAGACCGUGUCGGAGACCAAGGCGCUCGUGCUGAGCAUCGAGCGCGUGCAGAACCCCUUCCUGUGGGAGAAGUAUUGCAGGAAGAAGGCGUUCAUGCUGCGCAAGCUGCCGCAGAUGCCCGAGCGCGAGCUCGAGCUGAACCUGUUCCACGGCACGACGGCCGACACGGUGCCCGCCAUCUGCAAGCACAACUUCGACCCGCGCCUCUCGGGCAAGAAUGCCGCCGUCUACGGCAACGGCAGCUACUUCGCCACGGCCGCCAGCUUCUCGCACGGCUACGCGGGGCGCGCGGGACACGCCGGGGACCGCUACGUCUUCAUCGCCAAGGCGCUGGUCGGGCGGCACGCCGUCGGGCAGCCGGGCCUGCGCAGGCCGCCGGCGCUGUGUCCCGACGACCUGGCCAGCGACCUGUACGACUCGUGCGUGGACAACGCGGGCAAGCCGAGCAUCUUCGCCAUAUUCGACAGCGACCAGUGCUACCCGUACUUCCUCAUCCGCUACCGGGUGAUCGGGAACGAGGUGCGGCUGUGAAACUCGCCUUCUCUCGAGCGCUUCUCGUUUGCCGUUGCCGCCGCGACGGGGUAGCGCAGGGGAGCGGGGUCGUCCGCGCCGCACACGUUACAAUAGGCGCCGUCCCCUUGGUUGUGAUCGAGGAAGCAAAGGAAGAACAUGGGGAGGAGGAGAGACUGCUUUCUGCAGGUGAACUAUUGAAUAUUUUUGUAAUUUUACCAGGCAAGGCCCAACUGAGCUCUCUAGCUCAUUUUUCAGAAGCGACCUGGCCAUCACAAAUGACAGCUCACCGAAUACUCUUGAACGCACGUCGAUGCUAAAUGUGGAGCGAAAAACCGGAGGACCCGGAGGAAAAUCCACGCGACCACGGGGAGAGAGAGAGAGGUGCGCAAACUCCAAAUAUACAGCAGCAGGCAUCAGGGGUCGGGAUCGAAUCCACGACCUCCUGUAUGCCAGGCGAGGUAGUUAACAUCGAUAGCAAAGGUAGGUGACGGCAAGCUUCGUCGUCGACCAAUGUGCGCGAGCACUUUGACGAGGCCUAAGCGGGCACGAGCGUACAGCUCUCCCGUCUGCCGCCGGCGGUGCCGUACCGCGCGUGGUCAUCGACGCGCGGGCGGGUGGGUGUCAUCGGAAGCACUGUGACGCCGGCCUACGAGACAGCACCGCGCGACCUCGCGGGUCUCGCGAGAUCGAGCUUGGGUGUUUUGGUGGGGUGGGGGGGCGCACAGUGCACGGGUGGGCGACCACCACCGUGCACAAACAGGAUGCCAUGGGUUUUGCGAGGACGAUGCGUUGGUGGUGGGCGGCGGAGGGUUAGUGGAGCAACAAAAUCCGCAUCGUUGCUGUACUUCUACGCCGGGCUCACCUUCACCGACCCGCACUGACCAAGCGUGGCGAAAAGUGGUCAAACAGCCCCCAUGACAUGGCGGGGGUUGGGGGGGGGGGCGGCGAGUGGGCGGGGGGACGCGGGAGGGGGGGACCAUCGUGAUGCAGUGUAAUGACAGCGGGGCUGUGCGUGUUCAAUUUUGCGUUGUCCCCCGCUCCUAAAGCCAAAGUGACGCUGGAUGCUGUCUCGGACGCUGGCAUCGUUGCACCGACGCUCGUGGGCGUGGGUGCGCGCGUGUGACUUUGGCCACGCCGAUGGGGAGGGGUGGCACGGUGGUUGGCACUGCGCGGCGUAAUGAAAGCGCACGACCCCAGGUUCAUUUGGUGGCCACGGCUAAAAUCGCCGGCGAGUGAAGGCUCACAUCGAAGCCGAUGUUGAGCCUCCCCCACCACCCCCACCGCUCAGUCGAUUCAGCCUUAAGUAGGUACCUGGUGUAAAACAUCGGCACUGGAGAGACAAAGGCGGCUUGGGCAUCGUGGCGGCUUUCAUACGUGCUCUCGAACAGCACUUGCCCAGCCUAAAAAGGCCACGUGGAAGGAUCUUUGCCUUUGUGCGUUGAGGUACCGACCUCAAGGAUAAUGAUAUGAGGCUGAGAAAAAAAAUUGAUAUGUCCAUGUUUACAACAGCUAGACUGAAACUUAAAUAGUCACUUAUAAUACGGUGGAGAUGUUGACGUUUUGAAACGAUACUUUCGGUUUUACUACAGUAUUGACUAACCCGACCCUUGACCCGGGCAAGUACUGUGUACCUACGUUAGUUUAUAAAAUAACAUUGAUAUAAAUGACAAACUUUUUUUCGACGGUCGUACAAUCAUGUGUGCGGCAUUUCGUUUAACAACUCCAGAGAAUGAUAUGCCAUUUCAUAAUGAAACUUUGUGGUUUGUUAACCAUCCCAAUUCCCUGAUGCCAUCACCCUGAUACACAAACACCUAUCGAUGAAAAAAGAAUAGCCUUUAACCCUUUUCUGGCAAUAAUACGGGAGGUGUUGAAAUGUUCAAACACCAAAGAGACACAGCCUAUUUGCAAGGCAUCAAGUUUGCAUUAACCACACAUGCUUGUGGUUCAACCAAGCUUGAGGUUAAAUAGUCCCAUCGAUACAAACACCUCUUGAUAUGUAAAUUAUUUUGUCAAGGCGCUCUUCCCCCUCCAACUCAGCUUAAAUAUACGCUGCCAAGCCUGGUGGUGUUUCAUUCAGACGCUGUCUUUCCGACAGACCUGUUCUUCACCUGAGGAUGGCUGCUUGCGUUGUGGCCGAAACGUCGUGAGAAUUAUUUUAUUAUGUUUUAUUUUUAUUAUUUUAUUAUUUCCCUUCUACGUGACUUUACCGAAAGAACCAAGAAGAUGAAUCCCUGCAGUCACGAAAGCUUUAAAUCGAAAAACACCGAAAGUUAAUUUUGGAUAUCUCCCCUACCACACAAGGAGCCCGUUGCUAACGAGUCCGCCAUUCAGCGCUCUGUUCCACGCUCUACACGACUCGCAGUGGCGUGACUGUCGUGGUGUGCAGGCGGUGCAACUGCCCCACGCACCGGGCUACGAAAAGAGUGGGAAAUUGACAAGGGGACCCUCUCCGUCCCCCCCCCCCCCCCCCAUUGAAUUCAUUCCACCACGGCCCCAUGGCCAGAGGUCGCAACCGGGAACCCGAUACCCGUACCCUACCCGAUACCCGGCUACCCGUACCCGGCCGGGUACGGGUACCUGUUUGCGACCCUGGUGCGGCCGGGUACGGGUACGGGUAGACCGUGAGUCACUGGUGAGUAACUGUUUGUCACUCAUUUCCCAACGGAUUAUCUCUUCUCACAAUUCAAGUCCCUAGAAUCAACCCACCCGCGCCUGCAACAUGGCUUCAUCCCAGAGGUCGCAAUCAGGUACCCGAUACCCGUACCCUACCCGUACCGGUCGGGUACGGGUAGGGUACGAGUACGGCCGGGUACGGGUACCCGUUUGCGACCCUGGUGCGGCCGGGUACGGGUAAGGAAUCAAAACCCGUUUGCGACCUCUGCCCAUGGCCGGCCACGACACCCAUUGCUUGUGCACUCCUCCUACUGGCGCUGUCUCGCAUCUUGUGAUCGUCAUGUUCAGGGUUCCGGAGCCGCACGCGGCUCUUUCAGGGCCGUUUCGAGACGUUAUUUUAUUAACUGCCGUCUCGCAAUCACCACAGUGCAUUGCUGCUCUUAAAAUAUUUAGGGUUUUUUUUGUUUACCGAAUCCGACAACUAAAAUGUCUCUUCUUAAUAAUUUUGGUUUGUCGACCCCCGGUCUGGUCAUGUUUCAAACACUAAUUAAAUGCAAAGCGUGCGUCACUUUAAAUGGUAACAUUCAGAGUGUGUGACAUCAGUUUCAAGCAAGGCACACAAAAAAUGUGUAAACAGCACACAGCCAUUGUGCACAUGCAACAACAACAACAAACCCCAUCAGCAAUUUCCUUCCCGUCAUGCACACACAUGGCUGUGUGCAUUUGACACAUUUCUAUGCGGUUUAAACUUGUGGUUUUCUGCGGCCUACGCUAUUUUUCCGUAACGAUACCAUAUCGGCGCAAAUGCACAGGAAAGGACGCUGACUGUUGAGCACACAGCGAAACAAUCGUGAAAUGUCGGUAACUUAAUGCUGUGUCUAAUAUUUCCUGUCAGUUCUUAGACAUUGAACAAACAAAAAAACCCCAAGAGGUAUUAUUGUCUUCAUGUGUACCAUCUAACAAGUAGUGCGGUGGCUUUAUCAGUUCAGACGGGGCGAAAAGCUGUCCCUAUAGCACGAACUUAGCUAAGGUAUUCAACACAGCUUGUCUAUGAAAGCUGAUUAGAAUUAAAAUAGAUGUUUAUUUGACUUUAUUUCCUUAACACUUUGAGUCUACAUAAGAAUAAAAAUACACACUACGAUGCCAUCCCUAAAUAUGCCUCGGCAUGUCAAUACUAUUAAUAUUUAUAUUUAAGCAUGUUGUUAAUUGCUGUUUAAUAAUUGGAUAUUUAGGUAUAAACUUUACUGACUUGUGUGAAAUAAAGUUUAAUAUUUGGAACGGUGAACAAGUCUUUUCG
Lethenteron reissneri (Far Eastern brook lamprey) is the source of this 6567-nucleotide messenger RNA. Its product is annotated as protein mono-ADP-ribosyltransferase TIPARP-like. Gene Ontology annotation, cellular component: nucleus. Lineage: Eukaryota; Metazoa; Chordata; Hyperoartia; Petromyzontiformes; Petromyzontidae. The record is from RefSeq and is a predicted model, not a curated record. Gene Ontology annotation, molecular function: NAD+ poly-ADP-ribosyltransferase activity.